Molecule: messenger RNA, 1302 nt
Organism: Durusdinium trenchii
Lineage: Eukaryota; Dinophyceae; Suessiales; Symbiodiniaceae
Source: the annotation of a GenBank genome assembly
CAUGGCAAUGCUUGUAGUCCACAGCUCUUGGUGAUGGAGUUGUAGCUUCCAAUUUGAUGGAUGAUGCAGCUGCAAGAGUUGAAUGGACUUGGAGGUGGAGAUUGAGAACGGAGGCCUUUUGGGCUUUGUACCUCGGUCCUGGCCGCCGGGCCCAGUGAUCCUGGCGGCCGUGCUGCCCGAGAGCCUGGCAGCGCAGCACGAGCUUCGCCGGGGGGAUGAGCUGCGCAGCGUGAACGGCCGCCAGGCCUCGUCCCUGGAUCGCUCCAGCUUGGCCCUCGAACUGGCCAAGCGGCCGCUGAGCUUACGGCUCCAUCGGAACGAGACAGUCAUCGAUGAGGUGGUGAUUGAUGUCCACAUUGGUGUUGAUGAUGGAGCCGUGGGUUUUCUCCCGAAACAAUGGCCUCCCGGACCUGUCGUGGUGGGCACUGUCAUGCCGCACAAAGUGGUGGCUCAACAUGGUGUGCAAGAAGGUGAUGUUUUGAAACUCGUGGCCAAUCAGAAGGCUUCUUUGAUGUCAUCUGCAGAUCUCACCAAGGUCCUAUCACAACGGCCAUUGUCCUUACGCUUCGUCCGUGGUAUGGAUCUUUCGGAUGGGCCACUGGGAGAGGCGGAAACCGUACUGGGAGAGGCGUCGAAGGUGGACCAACCGGUGCACACCGCUUUGCCAGUUGAGAGACCUGCCCCCGACGUGCCGCCCGCCCGGUGCUCGGGUUCCACACAGACGGCUCCACUUCACCGAACUGUGGCGGAUGGGACCUGUCAAACCGAGAGCGAGGAGAGCCGCGACGGCUGGGCGCAUCAAAAGUUGGAACUGCAGGAACCACAAGAGACGGAACAACUCCGGCAGAGCUUGGUCUUUGGUCAGGAAAUCCACCCACCCCUUGCAGAGGAUCACCCGCAUCGUUUGCCGGUCUCGCCGGGAACGCCGCCGUGUUGGACCGCUCAGCGAAUGCGGAUCGGCGGUGGAAGCCUGCGGGAGCUGCCUCCCCCUGCUCGGCCACCUGAGACAGUGGCCGAGCUCCGGGCCCUUCCGACGCCGACCCUGGUGGCGCGGAGAGAGGACGCCGACGUCGCCCUGCGGCAGUGGCUGGAGACCACGUCGCUGCCAGAGGAUGCCGUGAUCUUCUGACGGCGCUUUGAGGCGGUGGUGACGCUCGUCUUCAUGGAUCUCAGAGCUUUGAUCAGCUUUGGAAUGGUUGGAGGGCAAAGACGCCUGCACCCAUUAGCUUUCUUAGCUUCCUUAGCUUGGCAGGUAAGAGACCUGCCCCAUUCCAAUGACCAGCCUUCAAGCUGAACCUGACG